This is a messenger RNA of Oncorhynchus masou masou (cherry salmon), 2678 nucleotides long. RefSeq names its product low-density lipoprotein receptor class A domain-containing protein 2-like. The record is from RefSeq and is a predicted model, not a curated record. Gene Ontology annotation, molecular function: protein binding. The transcript has 6 exons. NCBI's taxonomy places the organism in Eukaryota, Metazoa, Chordata, Actinopteri, Salmoniformes, Salmonidae. Bases 1 to 1167 code for a protein of 388 amino acids.
AUGGUCAACAAGGGGAAUAAACUUCAGAGCCUGUCAAAAGGGUUUGUUCUGCUCAGCAUAAUGACACUCAAGACCAAUGCCAUCGACACGGUCAACGUGAUGGACUUCUGUGGUGAGAACAUCCAGGGCAACGGGAUGAUUGUCAACUCACACCAGGAGUCCAAGAAGUACUACUUUGUCACCAUGGGAACAGACUGCCACUUCACUAUGCAGGCAGCCUCCCCCAAGGACAAGGUACAGUUCCACUUCCGCUUCUUCCUGGUCUACAGCCUGCUUCGUUUAGCACCCCAAAGUCCCACCCCCCUCUUCCCUGAGUCCCCCGGGGACCUCCAAUUGGAGCCUUCGAAUCCAGUGGUGGAGCCAAGGGACCCGUGUCAUGCGGGGUCAUACAUUCAGUUCUAUGAUGGGCGGGACAAGAACUCGCCUCCAAUUGGGCCACCGCUGUGUGGGAAGAGCCCACCCCGUCCGGUGCUGUCCACAGGGAAUCACCUGACCCUGCGUCUGGUAACCCGCGGUACCCAGCCAAGAGUGGACUUUGUGGGGGACUUUACCUCCUUCAGACUGGGUUUUAACCAAUCCGCGUGCAGCGGCGAACCUUAUUUCCCAUGUCGCAAUGGGAAGUGUAUCCCCAUGAGUCUGGUGUGUGACGACAAGGGCAUUGAUAACUGUGGGGACGGGAGCGACCUGGAGGAUCACAUGCCCUCAGGGUGCAAAGGUCACUUAGCAGGUCAGCUGGCUCCAGCCCAAGCCACUUCCCCAGCAGUGACCCCAACCCCUCCUGUCUUAAACCCGACAACUUUUCCCAUGUCCACCUAUAGGAACUGUGGCACUCCGGACGGCGUACCCAAUCACGACUCAGUGACAGACUCUACACCCUAUCUGUCUCUGCUGGCGCUCUUCAUCACCCUGGGUGUGAUAGCUGGUUUGGUCCUGCUGUGUUGGUGCUGCUGGUCUCCAGGCUGGUUCCUCUGCAGGAUCAUUGUCUGCCGCUUCCUACCCUGCUGUAACUCAGCCUGCGCCUCCUGCAAGCUCUGUGCCCGAAGCUGUUCCCAGAACAAGGAGCAUCGACUGGCUAAGGUUUCACCACAAGGACAGGUCACAAUCAACAAUGCCGCCUUGGCCCCCCUCACCACAGCCACGGCUAGCGCAACUACUGUCACUGUGUAGGGAGUCGCUAUAUAGCGUAGGACUAUUAUCGCUAUGUAGGGUAGCCACCAUGAUGGUUAACAGUGAGACAGAUGGACUCAUGGACAUGAUGACCCAGAUUUCAUGUUCUAGACUGAUGGACUGAGAUGAGACACAUCUUUUUGCUAGUUUACAAGAAUGUCAUGGAAGAAGGGGUACUGCAGGGUGUACAUUUGCAUUUUCAGUGGAAAUGAGACAUUGUCAUUAUCUUCUCCCCACAUUUGGACAGUUCUUAAAAUGGGGGAGGCUUCACUUUUGAAUGUUUCACUCACUGUAUGAUCCGCUAAAUCCGCUACACUCAAAUUGGUAUGAUUUGUUUUUUCCUUAAGUAAUCCUCUGUCUUAUGUAACCAUACCAAAUGUAUGUAUUAACAUAUCAUACGUAUUUAAAAUUUGUAACAUAUUGUAUGAAUUGCAAUUCGUAACAUAUCAUACAAGUUGCAAUUCGUAAAAUACCAUACAAAUGGUCAUUUCUAACAUAUCACACGAAAUGGGUGAUGGACAACCACAAAUGAAUACCAAACGUAACAUAUCACACUAAUUUGAGUGUCCUGGAUUUUAAUUUACAGGUUUUACAGAGUCCAGGUUGCUUCUUCUGACUAUUUUGUAUUUAAAUGUGCUAGUUGACCAACGUAGGAGGUUAUUUUCUGAACGUAGCGUAACCCAGGUUCACCUAUUCAAUUCUAUCAAGGUUGGCAUAAGACUCCUUUACAAAAGCAUGAGAAAUUCCACUCCCCUCAACUUUUCACUCCCCUCAACCUGCUCCCACUGAAAUGUUAUCUUCCCACACGUGUAAGCCCGUUACUCAGCAGGGACUCGACCCAUCUGCUGAAAAAUACAUUGUUUUGCUGCGGGAAACCAUACAUACUGUAUGUCACACUCAUGUCUGCCAUGUAAACUCAUCCUGCCUAGAUUGAGUAGACACAUAACCUUUCUUGGGUUUCCCGCUGUGCUAGUUGUGUAACUAGAUUACACAGUGCCCCCACCUUUAUCUUUUGAGUGAUUUGGAGAGGUGCUCUCGAGGCUUCUUAAGGAUGACACAUGCUUGACUAAAUGCUGAGUUUUUCUCUUCUGAGUUGCCAAGUGACAAUUGAAGCUAUGGUCCUGCCAACCUCUCAAACUCUCCCUCCCUCUCUUUCUUAGAGACUUAAGAUACACAAAUAUACCUGACACUUUAUUCAUGAGGUCAUGAACUAAGCUGGAAGAGAUGACAAUGAACAACAGGUGCAUUAGUAUAAUUUUAUACACUAGGGCGUCUUUCUAACUUUCAGAUAUGAUACCAUAAAACAUGUGUUCUCAACACCACAAACAAGAGGACAUAGGGGUUUGAUUGUGUCACACAGCCAAAAUUAUUUGUGUCCCCAGAACUACUGUGUAAAUACAUUCUUUCCCGUAGAUGUUUCCAAUGUUUCAAUGUAUUCAGAAUGCUAAAGUGAUGUCAACCACUAACUUUUGUAUUAUUGACAACCUCCAUAUUCAAAAGUAAAGUGUUCG